AUGAUUUCAAUCUCUGAUAACAAAGUUCCGGUAAAACGGGUGCCAAAUUUUUCAGUUGCUGAAAAAACGCACUUGAUGCGUUUAAUUGCCAGUAAAUAUGCAUCUGUAUUGGAAGACAAAAAAACCGACAGGACUUCUUCCAUCCAAAAAAACAAGGCCUGGCAGUUGAUCGAGAACGAAUUUAAUUCGUCAUCCAGCAGCGGCGUAUAUAGAAAUGCAGCCUGUUUACAAAAGUGCUAUUCAAACAAAAAAAAAGAAUUAAGAAAAUCCCUAGCCGAAGAAAGGAAAGAAACUCUGUUAACAGGAGGUGGACCUCCUCCAAAAAUUAAAAAGGAUGAAUCGGACCAAAUUCUUGAAUCCAUUAUGAACAAAAAAAACAUUGGUAAGCAAGAGAAUGUUAUUGAGUUUGUCAUCGAGGAAGAUGGUGUUCUAGAACCAACAGUAUCAUUAGAGAAGACUGCUAUUAUAACCGAGACCUUGAGUAGUAACUAUGACUAUGUAGCAACAAAACAAAUAAGACAAGCAAGUCAAGUAGAGAAUAAUUUAAAAAAAAAGAACUCAUGUUGCAAAAAGAUACACAGAUUGAUGGCUGUGAAGAAAAUACCUGGAAAAAAUAUACCCCAGUACAACUACAAACUCCUAUCAGCUUCUAGCACCAGCAUGACACCCAAGAAUCGUCCAAGUCGAAGACGACCAACUACAAUUAUUAAGCCAAUGACAUCAUCUGAUGUGGGUAAGAAAUAUGAUCUCCUACUGGACAGAAGAUUACAGCUAAUUGACUGCCAACUUAAACAUACGGAAGCUGAAAAUGCCCUUGUUAUGAAAAAGCACAAGCUAGAAAUCGAAAUCCUAGAGAUUGAGUUGGCAAACAAAAAACAGCAACGUUUUAAAACCACUUUCCAGAAUAAUGACUUUUAAACUUGAAUUCAAUUUAUUCAAAAUACAAUACCAGUGUAACAUUCCAAAAUAUACUUACCUAAUUCUCUUAUCGACAGAAAAUCACAAAUUUGCCUUUUAUGUAUUUAGGAAAUUUUCUGAACAAUAUAUUUUUCAAAUAAUAAAUGAG
Messenger RNA from Ceutorhynchus assimilis (cabbage seed weevil), 1066 nucleotides. The record is from the annotation of a GenBank genome assembly. NCBI's taxonomy places the organism in Eukaryota, Metazoa, Arthropoda, Insecta, Coleoptera, Curculionidae.